UGAUAUACAAUAGCCAGUAUGAUUUCCACCGGUCGUGUUUGUCUUCAUCAGAUGUUGAUGUAUCAUAAAGUUAACUUUGCCUUCAAAUCAAAACUUUAAUUAAAUUCGCGUUAGUUAUGCUUUAAAUAUUCACCUUUUCACGACCAAUUUUCUCAUCCUGGAUUGAUUUGGCUGUAACACUGUUUGAAAGGUGCUGUCUCAAGUCGGGAUUGACAUUUUGUUAAAGAUGGAAGACGUGGUGAACUCGUUGACCUCGGCCCCUGGGGUGAAGGACUUUCUAAAGCGUUUCAAGUCCUUGUACAAAGAAUCCAGCGUUUGGACACUUGUCCGUGGCUGCCUCAUCUUUUCCUCCUGGAUGGUCUACUACCUUAUCUUCGUGUCCCCUGAAACCACGGGGGUGUUGGACAUCAUAAUUUUAAUACUUUUCCUCCUGGGUGCCCUCCUCUACGUCGCGUCUUCCUCCCUUUUCACCAAACUUUCUCGCACUUUCUCUCGACAAGACUGGAUAAAAUAUUUGAAAACUGGAAACAAAUAUCUAUUCAUGAUUCUGUCGUUUGGACCAGGAUUAUAUUUUGCCUUUAAAUACGAGCAUUUUAUACUCCGUUUCUACCUCGUGGUUCACUUUGUGACAAGUUUUUACUUUUUGUACAAAAGAUACAAGGAAUUUGAGUUGGAACCUUUCCUCAUAGGGCUGGCAAUGUCGGUCGGAAUUUAUAUGGUUGGACCAAUUAUUAGGGGAUUCUUUUCUAUAUUCGGGUCUUCGUGGUUUUGGACGAGUUGUGCUUCCACGGUUGAGGGGGCGGCAGACUUGGCGUUAGCGGUGACCUUUUUACUCGGACUCCCUCAAAAAUAUCUCCCCUCCAAUAUGUUAUUUGGUCUUAAACUGAUAAAAUACUUUCUUUAUUUCUUGUCGUGGCAGACGUGGUUUAUUCUCAUGGUGGUUGCAACCUGGUCUAAUUUGGGGGCAGGGGCCCAAGCUCUGAUAGACACGUACAAUAAUAUUGAAGUUGGGGGGAGAAACAAUAAGAUAGGCGACAAUAAUGCGAGGCAGCCUAACACUCAUCAGACUGCAACGACUUUAAAUAAUAAAAAUCGUUAACUGUUGACUGAUUAACACAAAAUGACCAAAUACUUAUGCGUGCAUCGAAAAUCACGUACACCUGCAAAUACUUAAAACAAUAGAUAACAAUAUGUAUCAGUAUAUGUGGUGCUGGCUAAAUAAGUAAUUAAAACCUUUUAAAAAUUAAAUGUUUAAAAAAUAUAUGAAUUAUGUUUUCGAGUUUGUAAAGACCUGAUGAAAGAAUACAUAAGUAUUCCGGAAGCCGGGGAAUAUUUUUAUUACUAUUAAUUAACUAACAAUCAUACAAUUUUUUGCAAAUGUCGUACAAAUGAUACAUAUAUAUUCGCAAUUUUCUGUAACUGCAAAUCCGAUGCUUGUGUAAAUUGUAUUGCUUAUUAUAUUUACAUAAUAUGUGUAUGUAAUGCAAAUUCUACACUUGUAAUUAAAUGAGGCAACUGAUAAUGCAAAACCAU
Folsomia candida is the source of this 1533-nucleotide messenger RNA. RefSeq lists its product as uncharacterized. The transcript is spliced from 2 exons. Bases 227 to 1099 code for a protein of 290 amino acids. Lineage: Eukaryota; Metazoa; Arthropoda; Collembola; Entomobryomorpha; Isotomidae. The record is from RefSeq and is a predicted model, not a curated record.